AUGUUAUUACCAUCCAUAUUAUGGGCUCGUAGUACUGGUUCAAAAUUUAGCUCUCCAAAUAUGGAUAAAAGUUGUGAUAAAACAAUCAUUCUGGACGGCGAUAAAUUGCCAGGGACAUAUUUUAGUUUGAGUUCAGGUAACUAUGCACAAAAUCUCAAUUGUAUUUUAACAAUCAAAGGACAAACAUCAAAUCAACGUAUUAUUAUUGUUAUUGAUAAGAUGGAUAUUGCAUGUGGUGGCGAUAAACUUGUAAUAUACGAUGGAAAAAUUGAUCAAGGAACAAUAUUAAAUAAAAAUCAAUCACAACAAUGUGGAAAAAAACAAAUAUUAUCUUCGUGUAAAUUAAUUAUUUGUUAA
Molecule: messenger RNA, 357 nt
Organism: Adineta steineri
Lineage: Eukaryota; Metazoa; Rotifera; Eurotatoria; Adinetida; Adinetidae
Source: the annotation of a GenBank genome assembly